UUGCGUACAUGCGCUUCGAACACAAUAACUAUCAAAGAAACAAAAGGAAAAUUAUGUUUAAACUCUGUAUUAUCGCUCUCGUAUUUCUUAUUGCAUCAUCAAGAAUAGAUGGAAGCUGGCCGGUUAAAUACGAUGAUCCUAGUUGCUCAGGGAAUAUAUCAGUGACCGAUGUUGAUAGAGUUCAAUUCGCGAUGAACUUGGAGUUCACCGAAGCCGAGUUCUUCUUGAAAGCGUCUACCGGAAAAGGACUCGAUGCGUUCAACGCAACACUUGCUAAAGGCGGUCCAGCCCCGGUUGGUGCAGAAAAGGCCAAUCUUGAUCCUAUAACUAAUCGAAUCAUCGAGGAGUUUGGUUAUCAAGAAAUUGGUCAUCUUCGAGCGAUUGCAGAUAUGACGGGAGGGAUUCCGAGACCGCUGCUGAAUCUGACGAGAGAGAAUUUUGCCAUGUUUAUGGACCGAGCGGUUGGACGUAAAUCAAACCCGCGGUUCGAUCCUUAUGCGAACUCACUAAACUAUCUUUUAGCUUCAUACUAUAUCCCUUAUGUUGGCCUCACCGGUUAUGUCGGAACCAUCCCUUACCUUGUCUCCUUCAAUAUCAAACGGCUUGUGGCCGGUCUUUUGGGGGUGGAAUCGGGCCAAGACGGAGUGAUUAGGACGCUCCUUUACGAGAGACAGGACGAGACGGUGAAGGAAUACGGCGGAGUAACGGUGGCUGAGCUGACCAAUGAGAUAUCUAACCUCCGUAACGAGCUCGGUAUGUGCGGGAUCAAAGACGAAGGCUUGUGCGUGCCACCGUGGCUAGGAGCCGAGAAUCGCACCAGCAGCAACAUCCUCGCCGCCGAUCCCUACUCUCUCUCUUAUGACCGGACACCGCAAGAGAUCCUCAGGGUUAUGUACGGAACCGGCGAUGAGCAUCGUCCCGGCGGGUUUUGGCCGUGUGGUGCCAACGGGAGGAUCGCGAGGAUGUUUCUUGAUAAAGGGUAUUAUGGUCAUUGCGGUGCAUGUUCAGCUGACAAUUAAAUUCUACUUUCAUUGAUAGACUACAAAAUAAAAUAAAAUACAGGGUUAAGCUUCUAAUAUUUAUCCUCAUUAAAUUUGAUAGUGUGGUGUGGUGAACCGUGAACCGUGAACCGGUGGUUAAACUCUUCUAGUUUUUCUUAUCGGUGUUUAAGAAAAUAAACAACCUCACGUUUCUAUUUAUGCUAUU
Eutrema salsugineum is the source of this 1206-nucleotide messenger RNA. RefSeq names its product desiccation-related protein PCC13-62. The record is from RefSeq and is a predicted model, not a curated record. The coding region runs from base 9 to 1019 and encodes 336 amino acids. NCBI's taxonomy places the organism in Eukaryota, Viridiplantae, Streptophyta, Magnoliopsida, Brassicales, Brassicaceae. The transcript has 3 exons.